Molecule: messenger RNA, 1938 nt
Organism: Penicillium oxalicum
Lineage: Eukaryota; Fungi; Ascomycota; Eurotiomycetes; Eurotiales; Aspergillaceae
Product: putative alpha-amylase
Exons: 8
Coding region: 1-1938 (645 amino acids)
Biological process (GO): carbohydrate catabolic process
Molecular function (GO): starch binding; calcium ion binding; alpha-amylase activity
Source: RefSeq, a predicted model, not a curated record
AUGAAAUUCCUUGGACUAGCUGCUUUGUUUCUUGCCCAGACCGUGGCGGGUCUGACGGCUGCCCAAUGGCGCAGCCAAUCGAUCUACUUCCUCAUGACUGAUCGGUUUGGUCGAACCGACAACUCCGUGACUGCUUCAUGCAACACAAAUGACCGAGUGAGUUUCUCCCCUCUUUUCGCGUCGGGAGGCGGUCCAGAACUUUCGUCGUCUGUGAUACUGAUUGUAUUCUCCAAGGUAUACUGUGGUGGAACUUGGCAAGGCAUUAUCAAUCAAUUGGAUUACAUCCAAGGAAUGGGAUUUACUGCGAUUUGGAUCACUCCAGUCACAGAGCAGCUUCCUCAAGAUACUGGGGACGGUGAGGCAUACCACGGAUAUUGGCAACAGGAAAUAUAUAAUGUCAACAACAACUACGGCACUGCUGCCGAUCUCAAGGCUCUUUCGCAAGCCCUUCACAGUCGUGGAAUGUACCUUAUGGUUGACGUUGUCGCGAACCACAUGGGCUACGCGGGGGCUGGAAACACCGUCGACUACAGUGUCUUCAAGCCAUUCAGCUCCUCUUCGUACUUUCACCCGUAUUGCCUGAUCAGCGAUUACUCAAAUCAGACAAAUGUCGAGGACUGUUGGCUUGGGGACACCACUGUCUCACUCCCCGAUCUUGAUACCACUCUUUCUUCCGUGCAGACGAUCUGGUAUAAUUGGGUCAGUGACCUAGUUUCAAACUAUUCCAUCGACGGUCUUCGGAUCGAUACUGUCAAGCACGUUCAAAAGUCAUUCUGGCCUGGCUAUCAGAGUGCUGCUGGUGUCUACUGUGUUGGGGAGGUCUUCAGUGGUGAUCCGGCUUACACCUGCCCUUAUCAAAACUACCUUGAUGGAGUUUUGAAUUAUCCAAUCUAUUACCAAUUACUUGGCGCAUUCAAAUCAACAAGUGGAAGCAUCAGCAGCCUUUACAACAUGAUCAACUCUGUUGCGUCCGACUGUGCGGACCCAACCCUGCUUGGUAACUUUAUUGAAAACCAUGACAACCCACGCUUUGCUUCGUACACAAGCGACUACUCGCAAGCGAAAAAUGUCAUCUCGUUCAUUUUCUUGUCCGAUGGGAUCCCGAUCGUCUAUGCUGGACAGGAACAGCACUACAGUGGCGGUAACGACCCUGCUAAUCGUGAAGCGACUUGGCUUUCCGGAUACUCAAAGAACGCUCAACUGUACCAACACAUUGCUUCGACAAACAAAAUCCGCAGUCUUGCGAUAUCGAAGGAUGCCAAUUACAUCACUUCCAAGAACAAUGCUUUCUACACUGACAGUAACACAAUCGCCAUGAAGAAGGGAUCCUCCGGAUCGCAGGUCGUGACUGUUCUCUCAAACCGUGGCUCGUCAGGUAGCUCGUACACUUUGAGUCUCAGCGGCAGCGGCUAUGCGGCUGGCACCAAACUGGUGGAAAUGUACACCUGCACCGCUGUUACCGUUGAUUCGAAUGGCAACAUCGCAGUUUCCAUGACCUCUGGGCUGCCUCGAGUGUUUAUGCUGGCCUCCUCUGGAUGCUCUCUUUGCAGUUCAGCGUGCUCCGCAACUGCAACCACGCUCAAGACUACGACCGCUACGGCGACCAGCUGCACCCAAGCCACCGCUCUGCCUGUUCUGUUUAAAGAUACAGUGACCACUUCUUACGGUCAGAGCGUCUAUCUCGCCGGCUCGAUCAGUCAACUCGGUAGCUGGAACGCCGCUAAUGCCGUUGCGUUGUCCGCUGAUAAGUACACAUCAUCCAAUCCGUUAUGGUAUGCAACUGUGACGCUGCCCGUGGGAACUUCGUUCCAGUACAAGUUCAUCAAAAAGACGAGCAGCUCUGGCUCAGUCACUUGGGAAAGCGACCCCAACCGGUCGUACACAGUCCCCACCGGGUGCGUAGGCUCUACGGCCACUGUUACUGCUACUUGGAGGUAG